AUGGGAGCCGCGGUGUCGGCGCGGUGGGUCCAGGCGGCUCGCGGACUCGAGCCCUCGGCGAGUCCCCCCGGUGGUUCAGCGGAGCCAAAGAGAACCACUGAUGCUGUCGGCGAGGGAGAGUCGAAACGGAAGGGGAAGGCCAACACAUGGAAAGGGAGGGCGAGCUCUCAGAGGAAAACACGGGCGAUGACGGCCGAGACAGGGAGGGAGAAGGCAAAGGAGAAUUCGGUGGAGAAAGGGAAGGAGAAGGCGGAGGAGAAUCAGGAGGAGAAGUCGGUUGGCGAGGGUACGUCGGUGAAGAAAGGGAAGGAGAAGGCGGCGGAGAAGGAGAAGGAGAAGGAGAAGGCGGUGGAGAAGGAGAAGGAGAAGAAGAAGGAGAAGGAGAAGGAGAAGGAAAAGGAGGAGAAGGAGAAGGAGAAAGGACGGAAGGGUCAUGGCAUUCGCCACGACAACUCGGGCGACGGUCUAGGGUGGGUGGGCGAGAUUAAGGUGCUCGGCGCUAAUCGAUACAUCGGCAAGUCGCACGACAAGAUGGAGCCGGCGUACCUGCACUCGAUUGCGUACAUCGUCUACGACGGUUACGUCAGCAAGGUCCUCAUGGCCGAGCUCACCGACUUGGAGGAAACCGAGUUGGAGAAGUGGAGGAAGGUGUGGGAGGAGGUCAAGAUUUUGCCGACAGGGAUGUGGACGGUGAUAUGGGCACGAGGCGCGUACCUUCCAAAAACACGAUAA
This is a messenger RNA of Closterium sp. Naga37s-1, 732 nucleotides long. The record is from the annotation of a GenBank genome assembly. Lineage: Eukaryota; Viridiplantae; Streptophyta; Zygnematophyceae; Desmidiales; Closteriaceae.